This is a messenger RNA of Aegilops tauschii subsp. strangulata, 1095 nucleotides long. RefSeq names its product mitochondrial import inner membrane translocase subunit TIM22-3. Gene Ontology annotation, molecular function: transmembrane protein transporter activity. Lineage: Eukaryota; Viridiplantae; Streptophyta; Magnoliopsida; Poales; Poaceae. Gene Ontology annotation, cellular component: chloroplast envelope; TIM22 mitochondrial import inner membrane insertion complex. The record is from RefSeq and is a predicted model, not a curated record. Gene Ontology annotation, biological process: protein insertion into mitochondrial inner membrane; protein targeting to chloroplast.
CACUGCCACUGUACCCGUGACGAGCUGCUGCUGCUAAGGGACACGCGCGCGCGCGUACACGCGAACAGCAGUGUCACGAGCACGACCGACGGCCAUGGCGAGCGGCGACCCGAAGCCGGACGAAAACUACUCCUCCGAUGGCGGUGACACCACCGACGCCGAGUCCUCCGACGAGUCCCCGCAUCAGCCGCGGAGGGGCCCCCGCGCCAACCCCAUACUGACGCGCCUCUCCGUGUCGCGGAAUCCGAGCCCGCUCUCCGCCGCCACCGCGGCGCCUGGGGUCUGCCUCCUCCGCUUCGCCUGGGAGUCGGCCGCCGGUUCCCUCGUCGGCGCCGUCGUUGGAUAUGGAAAAGGUUUGGUUACUACAAAAGGGUUUAAAGGCUCAUUUGCUGACGCUGCCUCUUCUGCUAAGAUAUUUGCUGUUCUUGCCGGCGUUCAAAGCUUGGUUUCUUGCUCUUUGAGAAAGCUACGUGGCAAAGAUGACGUUAUUAACGCAGGAGUUGCAGGCUGUUGCACUGGCCUUGCUUUGAGUUUUCCAGGUGCACCGCAAACUCUGAUUCAGAGCUGUCUGGCCUUUGGAACUUUCUCGUACAUCAUAGAAAAGCUCAAUAGGCAGCAACCUGCGCUUGCGCUACCGUCAGCCGCUGGCCUGAAGGAUCUGAAGGCUGGCCCGAGUGUUCUUCCCCCCUUCACGCUUAACAUGCCGCACGAUGCGAUGGAAGGUUUCUCUUCGUUUCAAAACUUUUUGUCAAAGUUCCGAGAAAGCUGAAGGACCUGGGGGCAUGAUACUUUGAUAUCUGUCCAUGUAAAUGCAUCGAGCUGAGCUUUUUGUUUCCAGUUUAGUGUAUCGCGAAGGAUGAUCAUUCUACUCUGCCUUUGAACAGUUUUGCAAAUUACCCUCCAGAAGGAAAUCAGCUUAGCUGGUGUCCAACCUGAUGAAUAAUCGUGUAUAACCUGGGCAGCAGAUUGCCUGAACCUUUGUGAUAGUCCUUUACUAGCGAAUUCUCUUGUAUAUGACGGGUACUCGGUAAUGUUUCAUCAGGUCUCAGAAUAAGACUAGACUGAUAAUUAUCAAGGAUUGUCAUUUUAUUUAAA